AAGUAAGUUUCCUUCUCUCUGUCAUCUCUCUCUCUCUCUGAUCCUCCAAGAACUUGCUCAUUACCCACAAGGUCAUAGAGAGGGAGAGAGAGAUGGGAAGAGCACCUUGCUGUGACAAGGCGAAUGUGAAGAAAGGGCCAUGGUCACCUGAAGAGGACUCCAAGCUCAAAGAGUUUAUUGAGAAAUAUGGCACUGGCGGCAAUUGGAUUGCCCUCCCGCAGAAAGCUGGUCUCAAGAGAUGUGGGAAGAGCUGCAGGCUUAGAUGGCUAAACUAUCUGAGGCCAAACAUUAAGCAUGGUGAGUUCUCAGAUGAGGAGGACCGGAUCAUCUUCAGCCUCUUCGCCACCAUUGGAAGCAGAUGGUCAAUAAUAGCUGCUCAGCUACCAGGCAGGACGGACAAUGACAUCAAGAACUACUGGAACACCAAGCUCAAGAAGAAGCUCAUGGGCAUGAUCCCACCAUCCCAGAGAAAGCUCAUGAUCCCUCCAUUUUCAUCAUCAACUCCUCACAGUUACCUAGUUAGUCCAUCAUCCCAAUUAUCAUCACUACCCUCCUCGCUGUACAGAGAGUGCACCACCACAUCUUUCUAUAACCCCCCAAGCAGCAGCAACAGCAGCAGCAGGUCAUCAAUCACAGGCCUUGAGUUCUCACCAUCGUUCCCCUCUAGCGCUACCCUAUUGACUGAUUCCUCAUCACUGUUUCAAGCCCAAGAGGGUGGUUUCUUGUGCCCCAUCCAGUAUGAUUCCUCAGUUAAAGACAUCGUCGUCAACAACAACAACAACAACAUGCUCGUGUUUGGAAGUAGCGAGAGAAGUGAUUGCAGCUAUGGGAGAGAGAUGGGGGUCAAGCAAGAAGAGAUGGACUUUCAAAGUUACAUACCUAAUGGGUUCGAGGGAAACCACCAUGUACAGAGGGUUGGAUCUAGUUACAGCAACAGUGGGAGCUGUGACAAUGCCAACAAUUUAAGUGGGUGUUUUGGGGAGACCGAUAGCAGCGUGCUGGGCUAUGAUCUUGAGGAUGUCAAGAGACUAAUCAGCAACAGCAGCAGCAGCAGCAGCUUAUUAUUCACUGAUGAGAGCAACAAAACAGAAGAUCAGAGAGCCUUGUACUAUUUCUGAUGCAUGCAAAUCAAAUAUAUCUCUGAUUCUGUCUGAAGUCUGACCCGUGAAUAUGUGUCAAGUCAGCGAGAUUUGAUGGGGUAAGGGUUUAGGGGAAAGGAGGGGAUUCAGUUCAGAAGAUUGAGACUUUCAGUUUCUGGGAGUCUGUGUGUUCUUUCUUUUUGUGAUGAAAUAUGUGACAUCUCUUAUCUUUGACAGUACAAAGAGACAAUUUCUUUUUCCUU
Molecule: messenger RNA, 1342 nt
Organism: Rhodamnia argentea
Lineage: Eukaryota; Viridiplantae; Streptophyta; Magnoliopsida; Myrtales; Myrtaceae
Product: transcription factor RAX2-like
Exons: 3
Coding region: 93-1118 (341 amino acids)
Source: RefSeq, a predicted model, not a curated record